Oryctolagus cuniculus (rabbit) is the source of this 2060-nucleotide messenger RNA. RefSeq names its product DNA polymerase delta interacting protein 2 (gene POLDIP2). Lineage: Eukaryota; Metazoa; Chordata; Mammalia; Lagomorpha; Leporidae. The record is from RefSeq and is a predicted model, not a curated record. Gene Ontology annotation, molecular function: DNA binding. Gene Ontology annotation, cellular component: nucleus; mitochondrial nucleoid. Gene Ontology annotation, biological process: error-free translesion synthesis.
CGCGGGGCAGUGUGGGGCGGGGGCGGGACGCCGCCCGGCCGCAGGUCGGGCCCUGUGUCAGCUGCCGAGCGGGCGCUCGGGCGGGAGAUGGCGGGUUGUGCAGCCCGGCGGGCCCUGGCCGUGGGCAGCCGCUGGUGGUCCCGGUCGCUGACCGGGGCCCGCGGACCGAGGCCGCUCUGCGCGGCGUGGGGAGCAGGGGCUUUCCUUCCUGCGGCGACCACGACGACGCGGAGGCAUCUCUCGUCCCGAAACCGAGCAGAGGGCAAAGUGCUGGAAACAGUCGGUGUGUUUGAGGUGCCAAAGCAGAAUGGAAAGUAUGAGACUGGGCAGCUUUUCCUUCACAGUGUUUUUGGCUACCGAGGCGUCGUCCUGUUUCCCUGGCAGGCCCGGCUCUAUGACCGGGAUGUGGCUUCUGCAGCUCCAGAAAAAGCAGAGAACCCUGCCAGCCACGGCUCUAAGGAGGUGAAAGGCAAAACUCACACUUACUACCAGGUGCUGAUUGAUGCCCGCGACUGUCCACAUAUAUCUCAGAGAUCUCAGACAGAAGCUGUGACCUUCUUGGCUAACCAUGAUGACAGCCGGGCCCUGUAUGCCAUCCCAGGCCUGGACUAUGUCAGCCAUGAGGACAUCCUCCCCUACACCUCCACCGAUCAGGUUCCCAUCCAGCACGAGCUCUUUGAGAGGUUUCUUCUGUAUGACCAGACGAAAGCGCCUCCUUUUGUGGCUCGGGAGACACUGCGGGCCUGGCAAGAGAAGAAUCACCCGUGGCUGGAGCUUUCCGAUGUCCACCGGGAAACCACUGAGAACAUCCGUGUCACUGUCAUCCCCUUCUACAUGGGCAUGAGGGAAGCCCAGAAUUCCCAUGUCUACUGGUGGCGCUACUGCAUCCGCUUGGAGAACCUCGACAGUGACGUCGUGCAGCUCCGGGAGCGGCACUGGAGGAUAUUCAGCCUCUCUGGCACCUUGGAAACAGUGCGAGGCCGAGGAGUGGUGGGCAGGGAACCAGUGUUAUCCAAGGAGCAGCCCGCAUUCCAGUACAGCAGCCACGUCUCCCUGCAAGCUUCUAGUGGGCACAUGUGGGGCACGUUCCGCUUUGAGAGACCUGAUGGCUCCCACUUUGAUGUCCGGAUCCCACCCUUCUCCCUGGAAAGCAAUAAAGACGAGAAGACACCACCCUCAGGCCUUCACUGGUAGGCCAGCUGAGGCCCUGAGAGCCCAGCUCGGCCCCAAAGAGGAACAGCCCUCAUCCCACAGUUGCUGCAGAACUCUCUCCCUGUUGUAGGCCACACUGAGUCUCUUCAUCUUUUGCACCAUUUGAUCGUGAGGUUCUUUUGGGGGAUGCAAUCGUUUUCUUCGGAAGACCCGUGUAGGACCCCUCCAAGGCUGGCCUUCUAUUUAUAAACCCUGCCUACACUGUGUUCCAGUAAACUUGUCCACCAAGGAACUGUGUUCAGCUGCCAGAGGCCUGGAGGAGUCUCCUGGCCGGUCAACAAGUUGUCUGGAACGUGAGGUUUGGUCAAUAAACCAGUGCACGCUUGGCCACCCUCGCCGUUUCUGUCCCCAGGGGCCUCAGGCUCCCUCUCGCAGUGGGGGCCCUUGAGUACUUUCCAUGCUGCCCUUCCAGGGAGCUGUGCCCUCUGCUAGGUUAUGUCUCCUUCAGAGGCUGGCUGGUCAUCUCCAGGGGCACUGUACCCCUCAGCUGGUGCGAGGGCGCUGAGCACGGACCUGGACUCUGUUCUUCACCUUCUGGCAAGUACAGAGAGGCUGGCCAGCAUCAGGGCUGGAAUGGUCGGCUCUUAACACUGACUACCCGCUGGCAUCUCAGCCUCGCUGGGCCUGAGAUAGUGAGGAAAGCCAGCAGUGUCUGUCCAGCCUCCAGGCCAUAAAUGUGGGGAUUCAGCCAAGGAGCAGCUGUAGGCAUGGACGGUAACUAAGCCAAGCUACUUCCCAAGCUUCCCCAGGGAGUUGUGCUGCAUUUUGCCCUGAUUCUUAGAAGUCCUCUGCAAUGAUUGUUAAAGAUAGUUUUAAUCUUGAAUUAUAUUAAAUCGGUUCUAGCCCUU